AUGAAACGAUCCGGCUCGACGCGCGUGGCGCGCAAAAUUGGCUCCUACGAUGACGACGAGUCCAACGAGAGCACGAGCUCGCAGAGCGAAGUGCAGAAGCCCACAGUUGUCAAGCGGCCUGUGCUUGGCAAAUCAAAGAAGCGGUCCUCCCUACGGGUAUCCUUUGGCCCUGGUGAGGAAGGGAACGAGGGCGAUGAUUCGAGCGAUGCCGCGCUUGUAACUCCGAAGAAGGCGAAUCUCAACCGUAUUGCGUUGGAGAAGAGUGCGAAGUUGCGGGCGCGGUCACCACUUGUGGCAGAAGCACGCAAGCCGACCGAGUACAGCAAAGAUUAUAUAGAGGAGUUGCGCAAAUCGACACCAUCGACACCAUCGACACCUAGUGAUCUGAAGGCCUCCGCGGACCCUUUUGAAGAGACGGAGCGUGCUCUCGAUAUCGCCUUGAAAUUCGGGCCUGUCGCAUCACUCGACUCUUCAUCAGCAAUACCUACCGAUGCCGAGAUCCGAGAGAAGAAAGCACGACGGAGACGCUUAGCACAGGAGGAAAAUGCGCGCGAUGAUGACGACCGGGCAUGGGCAUCAGAUGAUCAAGGAGAAGACGAGUUCAGACAGCACAGGAACGAGAUAUCUCUCCGACCAAAAGACAAGUAUGGAGAGACGCGCUUGAUCCAUGAUGACGAGGACAUAGCAGAGGGCUUCGACGAUUUCGUAGAAGACGGCAAGAUAUCACUCGGUCGCAAGUCAGAACGGGAGGCGCAACGAAGACGGCGCGCGGAAAUGGCAGAGCUCAUCAACGAUGCCGAAGGCUCAUCAGGAGACGAUGGUUCAGGCGAUUCCGAUGAAGAGCGAAACAUUGCAUUUGCCGCAGCUCAAGCGCGCGCAGGAAGAUACGGCCAAAAGAUCGAAGACGAAGACGACGGCUCAAAGACUCCACCACGAAUCACACCUUUGCCAGACCUAGACGAGGUGUUAGAGGGACUCACCAUUGACAUCCAAACGAAGCAGCAGAGAAAAAACAUGAUACUACAAAAACUCAAAGAUCUCAAAGAUGACAAAGUCCGCAUCGAGGAACGGAAAAAGUACCUCCAGGAACAACUACAGGAAACAGGCGAGAAGUACGAAAAGUUACGCCAGGAACAAGGUCUUCCCGCUUUGCCUGCGAACGGUAUAGAGGGAGGCCGGUUGAUCACAGAGAGGGGGUUGGAUAGCUUGGGUACCACACCUCUGGCUGGGACUACACCUGUUGGCGAGUCGAGUGAGGAUUCAGAUGAUGAGUAG
This is a messenger RNA of Pyrenophora tritici-repentis Pt-1C-BFP, 1275 nucleotides long. RefSeq names its product TT-ORF1 domain containing protein. The record is from RefSeq and is a predicted model, not a curated record. Gene Ontology annotation, cellular component: U2-type post-mRNA release spliceosomal complex. NCBI's taxonomy places the organism in Eukaryota, Fungi, Ascomycota, Dothideomycetes, Pleosporales, Pleosporaceae. Gene Ontology annotation, biological process: spliceosomal complex disassembly.